CCUUUAACUUGUGGAUGUUGGGUAUUUUGUUUCAGCAAUGAGGAAACUAACAAAGACACAUACUGUCUCUCAAGAUUCCAAAAUGGGGCUGGGGAUACAGCUUAGCGGCACAACACCUGCCUGGCAAGUGCGAGGUCCUGAGUUCAAUUCCCAGUUCAAGAAAAAAGAAAAGAUUCCAAAGUGAGCUGUACUCUGUCUUACAGCCAUUCAUCCAGUAAUCCACACAAGAAAGAUUUGCUGGAGACCAUUAUGUCCCAGAUACUAAACUGGUAUUGAGAUGCAAGGGCUGUGCCUUUACUCAGGCCACAGAGAUUGGAUUGUUUGUGGCUUGAGAACAUCAAGCACAGUUCAUUAUACCUUAUUUUAUUUUUUUGCUCUGUACAAGUUCUGAGAUUUGUUUCUUUCCAGGAAGCAAUUAGGGUAUGAGGAGCCUCUGACUAAGUAGCAAAUGACAGGAAAUGUGCCCUGGUUCCAUCUUGUCUUACACUCUAUAUUCUGAGCCAGGCAAGAGUUAAAGGGUUUGAUGACAGAUAAGCACCUACAAAAAGCAAGUCAGUCCAGUGCCUCUGUCGUUAGAAAGCUAUCUCUCCCUCCCUGUGUGCUCCCCAGUCCUGCCUACCUGCCUCUGACGCAGGGAGCCAAGGGUCUGAUUGAAACUUGUUGAAGGCUCCAAUUAAAUCUGUGUGGACAAAGGGCACACACACACACACAGCAUCCUAAGAUAACAUGUGGCAAUAAAUCCUUCAGCACAUCCACAUUCAGAGAACAGAGAACAGAGAAUAGAGUCCCUGCUGCCUGGUGAGCAGAACGGCUGCCGAUAACUCACUAGGUGCCUCACACCAAGAUGGGCUGCAAGCAGUGAGUAUCACUCGCUGGGCAGACUUGCUCUCCAUCUCUGUAAAGGUACCAGCCUUUACCUGGAGGAGUACCUACUCCAGGCUCGCCAUGCUCCAGGAGGUCCUGGAUGUGCCUCGGCGGGUGCUGAAGGAAGGGAGAGAGUCCCGGCAGCUGGUAUUGGUGGUGGUGUUUGUAGCUUUGCUCCUGGACAAUAUGCUACUUACUGUGGUGGUGCCCAUUGUGCCCACCUUCCUGUAUGCCACAGAGUUCAAAGAAAGCAACUCUUCUCUGCACACUGGCUAUUUCCUAAGUUCCCUGCAAGCUCCCACCUCUCCUGCCUUCUCUGCCAUCUUCUCGUUUUUUGACAACACCACCAUCAUUGUGGAAGAAAGUGUUCCCAGGAGCACAGUAUGGCCCAAUGGCUCUUUUGGCACCAUCCCGCCUCCAGUCACAGAAGCCAGCUCAGCACAUAAAAACAACUGCUUACAAGACACAGAAUUCUUGGAGGAGGAGAACUUUCGGGUUGGAAUUCUGUUUGCUUCAAAGGCUCUGAUGCAACUUCUGGUAAACCCAUUCGUGGGACCUCUCACCAACAGGGUUGGAUAUCACAUUCCCAUGUUUGCUGGCUUUGUGAUCAUGUUCCUCUCCACCAUUAUGUUUGCUUUUUCUGGCACCUAUACCCUGCUAUUUGUGGCCCGAACCCUCCAAGGCAUUGGAUCUUCAUUUUCCUCUGUUGCAGGUCUUGGAAUGCUGGCCAGUGUCUACACCGAUGACUACGAGAGAGGCAAAGUCAUGGGAAUCGCUUUGGGUGGCCUGGCUUUGGGAGUGCUGGUGGGAGCUCCCUUUGGAAGUGUGAUGUAUGAAUUUGUUGGAAAGUCUGCUCCCUUUCUCAUCCUGGCCUUCCUGGCACUACUGGAUGGAGCACUCCAGCUCUGCAUCCUGCAGCCUUCCAAAAUCUCUCCUGAGAGUGCCAAGGGGACCCCACUCCUAAUGCUUCUCAAAGACCCUUAUAUCUUGGUGGCUGCAGGUUCCAUCUGCUUUGCCAACAUGGGAGUGGCCAUCCUGGAACCCACCCUGCCCAUCUGGAUGAUGCAGACCAUGUGCUCCCCUGAGUGGCAGCUAGGUCUUGCUUUUUUGCCUGCCAGUGUGUCCUACCUCAUCGGCACCAACCUCUUUGGUGUGCUGGCCAACAAGAUGGGUCGGUGGCUGUGCUCCCUGGUUGGGAUGGUAGUCGUUGGUAUCAGCUUGCUCUGCGUUCCUCUGGCUCGCAGUAUUUUUGGUCUCAUCGGCCCCAAUGCUGGCCUUGGCUUUGCCAUAGGCAUGGUGGAUUCCUCUCUGAUGCCCAUCAUGGGACACCUGGUAGAUCUGCGCCACACCUCGGUGUACGGGAGUGUCUACGCUAUUGCCGAUGUGGCUUUUUGUGUGGGCUUUGCUAUAGGCCCAUCCACCGGGGGUGCCGUUGUGCGGGCUAUUGGUUUUCCCUGGCUCAUGGUCAUCAUUGGGGUGGUUAACAUCACCUAUGCUCCACUCUGCUACUUCCUGCGAAACCCCCCAGCCAAUGAGGAGAAGCUUGCUAUUCUGAGUCAGGACUGCCCCAUGGAGACCCGGGCGUAUGUGACCCAGAAGCCCACAAAGGAAUUUCCCCUCGGGGAGAACAGUGAUGAGGAUCCUGACAGUGAGGAGUAGCAUCCUGAAGGUGACCCCUGAGCCUGGUCUCAGGUGAACCCAUGAGGCUUGAACUUCAGGGGCCACCUCCUCCCUGGCACUGGAUCAUGAUGAGCUGCUCAAUGGCUCCACUUUGCUGUCUAGGGUAUCUCUUUCCUCCCUUCCCAUAGGGGCUGUGCCCCGAACUCUGCUCACCUGAGUAACCCUUAGAUCUCCCUCAAAGCUUCUCUCCUAGGAAGAGAGUGAUGCCUCCUCUCCGGAGGCUCUCAGUCUGAUUAAACUUGAGCUGUGACGGGUUCUGCAA
Molecule: messenger RNA, 2806 nt
Organism: Chinchilla lanigera (long-tailed chinchilla)
Lineage: Eukaryota; Metazoa; Chordata; Mammalia; Rodentia; Chinchillidae
Gene: Slc18a1
Product: solute carrier family 18 (vesicular monoamine transporter), member 1
Exons: 16
Coding region: 946-2523 (525 amino acids)
Biological process (GO): xenobiotic transport; aminergic neurotransmitter loading into synaptic vesicle; transmembrane transport
Cellular component (GO): synaptic vesicle membrane; terminal bouton
Molecular function (GO): serotonin:sodium:chloride symporter activity; xenobiotic transmembrane transporter activity
Source: RefSeq, a predicted model, not a curated record